Molecule: messenger RNA, 2310 nt
Organism: Musca vetustissima
Lineage: Eukaryota; Metazoa; Arthropoda; Insecta; Diptera; Muscidae
Product: WD repeat-containing protein CG11141
Exons: 5
Coding region: 1-2310 (769 amino acids)
Molecular function (GO): protein binding
Source: RefSeq, a predicted model, not a curated record
AUGAAUUCCAAAGAACUUUACACGAUACGUGAAUGGGCACCCUUAACCGAUGUUUUCGAUCGUAUACCAACACGCAUCAGUCGUGGUCUAUUUCCGGCUGAUUUAAAUAUCACUUGUGUCGAUGCUAUUGAGGAAUUUAUAGCGUUGGGCAGCGAUGCCGGUAUUAUAUUUUGGUAUAACCGCGAUUCCGGGCAAAUACAGAAACUGAAAUCGGAAAAUACCUCACGCAUAACUUGCGUAAAAAUUGUCAAUUCCGUGGAAUAUAUGGUUGCGGCGGGCAAUAGCACCGGCCAGGUGAGUGUGUUUCAAAUACAAAAGGAAUUACCGGCCGAUUUGAAUUUGGUGGCACCCUGUACCAAGGCAAAGCCAAUUGAGCGAUAUACCAUACGAGACUUACAUCAAAGUCCCAUCAGUUGUUGUGAAUGGUCUAAGAAUGGCAUGAAAUUGUACUCGGGAGAUCGUAAUGGUGUGGUUGUGUUGACAGAAUUGGAUUAUCAGACGCAUAUUAGUAAAUCGGUGGAGAUCCUCAACGAAGCCUAUGAAAUUGUCCAGUUAAGUGUUCAUUUGGGGCACCUUUUGGUAUCCACUCUAUAUCGUUCCAUUGUGUGUUCCAAGGAUGAAAGUGGCAAUUGGGUGGUUAAACAAAUUGGUAAAAAAGAUCGCAAACAAUUGGUCGAUUGUGGUGGCACAUUUUUCAAAAAGUCAUCCGGAAGAAAACCCCGACUAAUAUGUGGUCGACCGAAUUUACGUUUUUGGUUGGCGGACGUCGAUGGAAAUGUAGAAAAAACAUUACUAUUUCGUGAAGCGGUGGCACUGAGCCCAACCUGGGAAAUACCUAUAUUAAAUCCGAAAUGUUCAAUGUUGCUAAAUCGGACGUUAGGAAAUACGCAAACGCUGCCUGCAGAUGACGCCACUGCCAUUGGUGAUAGUAAGAAUUUUCGUAACAUAUAUUCGUAUGGUGGUCAGGAUUCACUGAUUGUUACCCAUGAUGAACGUACAUUGUAUAUUUUAAAUUUGGAUCGUCUCAAAGUGGAGGCGGUGGCCAGGGGAUUUCGCAAAAUCAUUGAUUUUUGUGUCUGCAAUAAGGAGAUAUUUGUUUUGGAAGGUGAACGGUCACUUUUGCGUUUGGCCCCAAUGCCCGAGAAGCCAAAUAAAAUAGCCAAAAUAAUUUACAACCCCUCAAUGCCACCGCCGGUUCCUGUUAUGGGCUCUUCCAUAUGUGGUACAUUUGAGGCGCCCGUCGAAUAUGAACCCGAAGAGCAGCCAAUUUUAAAUGCCGAAGAAUGUUUUGAAUUGCCACCAAUAGAAACCUUAAAUUUGAAUAUACCCAUAGAACUGGCGGUGGAAUCAUCGAAGGCGGAACAAAAUCGCCGCUUAGAAGUUUUUAAAGAAAUUUCCGAAAUGGAUUUUGAUGAGGCGAUUCUACAUCAUAGUGGUAUAUCCCUUAAGCAGGACAGCAGUACAAACAAGAAACGACGUAAAAGUCGUGAGCGAGGAGGAGAUACACAAAAUGUGGCCACGGAGGGUAUUGUGGAAAUUGGUCACAUCGUUGAGGCCGAACAUCAUGGUGGCAAAUCAAUGGAAUACACAGCCGAGUCAACACAAAUGGAUGUGAGUUAUUGUAAUGAUGCCAAUAAUGGUAAUGGAGAAAGCAUCUCAACAAUGACUUUAAAUUUAAAGGAAGCAUUUAAUCAACAUUUUCCCAACAUUCUCAGCCCGACAACGCUAAAAGAAACCAUUGCCGAAAAGGCAAAAUCCUUGGCAGAAGAGCUAAAUUUGCCGGAAGUUAAACUUGAACCCAUUACCGAUGAGGAGUUACGUAUGUCGAAAUAUUUGGCCCAGCCACCGGCACCCCAACCACCUCUCGUCUCACCUUUAGAAACCAUAUAUCCCACAGAAAGUCUAUUCAAAAAAGAUUCAAGUAUCCAGACAACACCACAUCAAAAAAUCUACUAUAUUGAAGAGCAAACAAUGGCGGGAGAUUUUUCUAAUGGCCAACCCAUAGAAGAUAUUUGUCAUACCUUACGAGCUACCAAUUUAAUUGAAAGUAAUAAUGAUAAUGGUGAAAAGGAGGAGGAGAAAGAUAAUAAGAAACAUUUAGCUUUUGUUAAUGCACAAUUAAAAGAACCUGACGAGGAGGGGGAGGACGAGGGGCAGGAAGAGAUUAAAAGUUUUCUAUUAGAUUUCAAUAAGGUUAAGGAUCCUUUGGCACCCUCGGCUGCUACUUGUGGCACAACUGCCGCCAGCACAAAAUCUGAAAAUGAAUCAUCAAAUGGUUCCUCAAGUGAAUGGGAAUUUUUGGAUAAUUAA